This is a messenger RNA of Neomonachus schauinslandi (Hawaiian monk seal), 1296 nucleotides long. RefSeq names its product coiled-coil domain containing 78 (gene CCDC78). The record is from RefSeq and is a predicted model, not a curated record. Lineage: Eukaryota; Metazoa; Chordata; Mammalia; Carnivora; Phocidae. Gene Ontology annotation, cellular component: cytoplasm. The transcript is spliced from 13 exons. Bases 1 to 1296 code for a protein of 431 amino acids.
AUGCCUCUCCAGGUUCUGCCACAAGCGGAGGACUGGACAACCAGCCUCAAGACAGAGCUUCCCUCAGAUCUAGAGCUGAGUGAGGAGCACCAACUGCAGAUCUCCAAGGAGUUGGUCGACCUGCAGAUCACAACGCAUCACCUGCGGGAGCAGCAUGAGGCUGAACUCUUCGAGCUGAAGAGUGAGGUCCUACGGCUGGAGAGCCGGGUGCUGGAGCUGGAACUGCAUGGUGAUUGUGCAGCCCCCCCAGAGGCUGGCCUGGGGCACCACCAGGAGCUGGCCCAGGGGCUCCAGCACAAGGCCUGGGAGCAGGGACACUCCGUCCACCACAGACCUCAGGCACAGCCUGAGGACUUCCUGAUCCCUAGGGAUGAACAGCAGAAGCUGGGGAACAGCCCGCAGGGAGAAUGGAAGCGGGUGCUGGAGCAGCACAAGGCCCAGAAGCACGCACUGGAGACACGUGUGGCAGACCUGGGCCGGCGACUGCAGGGAGCCCAACAGGAGGCCAGGACAGCUGGGCAGCGACUAGCCACACAAGCCAUGGUGUUGUCUGCCUGCCAAGGCCAGCUGCGCCAGUCUGAGGCAGAGAACGCCCAGCUGCAGUUGCAGCUCAAGAAACUGAACGAAGAGUAUGCCGUCCAGCUGCAGCGCUGUGCCCGAGCCGUGGCCGAGUAUGCAAACGGCGCGGGCCGGGAGCCGGCCGCGGCAGCCCUCCGCACAUUCCUAGAGACCACUCUGGAGGACAUGCGGGCAGCGCACCGCCGCCGAGAGCAGCAGUUGGCCCGGGCUGCUCGUGCCUACCGCAAACGCCUGGCAGAUAUGAGCCGUAGACACGAAGAGCUGCUGGCCGCCUGCAGGGCAGCCGGGACCCCCAAAGCUACUUUUGAUGCAGCCACCUCACACCUGGAGCCACUGUCUCUGCACCUGGUCUCCGAACUUGGCCACCCGGGAGCGCUGCUCUUGUUCCUACAGCAGGGGCCCAAUGAAGCCUCCCAGGGGGGCACGUCAGAGCCACAGGGCCAGGAAGCUGCAUCCUGGGCCCAGAUCCACCAGAAGCUCCAAGACUUCUCCCGUGGCACCCAGGCGGAGCUGGAACGCGAGCGGGCGCAGCUGCUAGUACGGGCCACGAUGGCUGAGGAGCAACUUUCUGAGCUACAGGAGUAUGUGGGCCAGCACCUCGGCAGGUACAGACAGGAGAUCCUGAGGCUGAGGAAGCUCAUGGGUACAGAGAACGCGUGGAAAGUGGGGGCCACAGCUCCCAUCAAGCCCCAGCACCCAAAGACCGGAAGGCGCUAG